Messenger RNA from Trichosporon asahii var. asahii CBS 2479, 1746 nucleotides. RefSeq lists its product as uncharacterized. The transcript is spliced from 3 exons. Lineage: Eukaryota; Fungi; Basidiomycota; Tremellomycetes; Trichosporonales; Trichosporonaceae. The record is from RefSeq and is a predicted model, not a curated record. The coding region runs from base 1 to 1746 and encodes 581 amino acids.
AUGACCAUCUCCACCAUUCUGCGGCCGUCGGUCCUCAAGACUGAUCUCCUCGACGAUGCCCUCGCCCGGAUGUACAACAAGUACAUCGAGCGGCGGCCGCACUUGAAGCCCGCCGAGUACGUCCUGUCGUACCCGCUGCCCGCCAAGCGACACGUGCUGCACCAGCUGCUCUGCAUCGAUCGCGACUUCCCAUACGACGACGAGCUCAUGAACUCUGUCGAGUCUUUCCUCGCGUUUGAGCAAACCCAGAUCGCCCCGGAGAACUUUAUCGACCCCGACGGAGAAGAGUACGAGGUGUUCCCCCAUCCUGAUCGCGACUGGCAGUCCGUCUCGGCGUGGAAGGGCAACAUGCUCCACAUCCAGGGGGACUACAAGUGGGCCAUUGUUAAUCCGGCGAACAGCGAGUUGAUGGGCUGCUUCGUGCCCGAGCACCGGUGUCUAGACAACCAGAUCCACACUGCCGCUGGACCAAGACUGAGGCAAGAGUGUCGGGAGGAUAUCAACAAGCGCCGUCGCAAGCGCCCACCACCCGAGGGCGUUCCGAUCAUCACGGGGGCGGGCCUCCUGCCGUUCGGCCACGUCAUCCACGUCGCUGGACCGAGCUUGGAGCGGAGAAGACAGGCGACGGCGGAGGAGGAGGACAAGCUGCGAAACGCAUACCGCAACAGCCUGACACUGGCACUCAAGCAGGCAGCCAAAGUCGCCACGCGGACCGUCGCAGAGUGGUUUGACGAGUUCAAAAAGUCUCCCAUGCGCGUGAUCUUCAUGCUCUGGACGGAGCACGACAUUGCCUGCUAUCAAGCGGCCAUGGCCAAGACCUUCCCGAACAAUCCAGAGUUCAAGGUGCGCAUUUGCGACCUUGUCCCGGAUCCGUCGAUCUUUGACAAUGUCGGAGGACUCAUCAUCCAUGCUGGCGCGGGACUCAGUGCCGACGCAGUCAAUGCCGAGUAUGGCCUGGGGCUCGACUACACCUCGCGAGAUCUGUUCUACAAGCUCUAUCCGGGCAUUGUGAAGAGCACGCCGCUACGAUCACUCUACGAGACGAUAGGGUAUGAGUGGGACGACCAAUGGGGCUGGAUCUUUGCGCACGCGCACCGCGUGCUGAACUGGGGCCAAACAUCAGUGUACUCUGACCUCAAACGCCUCGUAUCAACCCUAGACGUGCCGUAUACGAUCAUGACGUCGAAUGCGGACCAGCUAUUCGCUCAAUCCGGCUUCGACCCCGAACGCAUCUUCACGCCGCAAGGCUGUUAUGCGCGGUUCCAAUGCCUUGCUGCCUGUACACCGGAUUCCUUCUUCGACUCAAAGCCGUGGAUCGAGCGUGCCCUGCCCCACCUCGACCUACUUGACCCGCGCAUUCCAACCGAUAAGCCCGAGCUCAUCCCGAGCUGCGAGAAGUGUGGUGGCGCCGUCUUUCUAAAUGUACGCGGCGGGGACUGGUUCCUCGAGACGGCCUAUGUGGGUGCUGAGCAGCGGUACAAAUCCCAGGUCGAGGAGAUGUUCCGCACCGCCGAGGCGCAGAACAAGAGGGUCCUCGUGCUCGAGCUGGGGAGCGGGUUCAACACGCCCUCUGUGAUCCGAUAUCCGAGCGAGAUGCUGGCAGAAAAUGCGGAUCUGGUUCGGGUCAAUCUGCAGCAUCCCGAGAUCCACUCCCAGGUCGAGGGGAGGGGGUACAAGAUGGGCGCGGGGGAGUUUUUGGCUGCGUGUGUGGGUGGGCUGCAGGGGCGGAAGCGGGAAGCGGCGUAG